Messenger RNA from Plectropomus leopardus (leopard coralgrouper), 628 nucleotides. RefSeq names its product microfibril associated protein 2 (gene mfap2). Lineage: Eukaryota; Metazoa; Chordata; Actinopteri; Perciformes; Serranidae. Gene Ontology annotation, biological process: embryonic eye morphogenesis. Gene Ontology annotation, cellular component: microfibril. The record is from RefSeq and is a predicted model, not a curated record.
GCGCUGCGAGGUCCUCCUGCACUCACAGGACGCAUGAGAGCUGAGGACAGUCGGAGCAAACUGAAGCAAAGCUGGUGUUAAAGUCAGUCUACCUCCCAGAGCGACCAUGAGAGUCCUCCUGCUCAUCUGCAUGCCAGUUCUGCUGCUCGCCCAGGCUCAGUACCAGGAACCGUUUCCUUUUUUGGAGGACUAUGGGCCAGAUUAUUUUCCAGAAAAUCCUGACUCCGGCAAUCCUGAUUCUCUUACUGGAACCUACCAGCAGCAGGUUCGACUGGAUCCAGUGGUCCGUCCAGAAAAAUCAGGGUCUGAUUUGGAGACGGAGCCCACGGAGCCCGGCCCUCUUGAUUGCAGAGAGGAGCAGUAUCCCUGCACCAGACUCUACUCUGUUCACAAGCCAUGCAAGCAGUGCCUGAACAGCCUCUGCUUCUACAGUCUGCGACGGGUGUACGUCAUCAACAAGGAGGUUUGCGUGAGGACUGUGUGCGCACAUGAAGAGCUGCUCAGAGCGGACCUGUGUCGCGAUCAGUUCUCUCGCUGCGGCGUGGCGGCGCUGAGCGGCCAGUGUGCGUCACUAGGAGGAAGCUGCGGGAAGAGCUGCGGCGGCUGCUGAUUGAGUUCAGAGAUCAGG